Microplitis mediator is the source of this 8430-nucleotide messenger RNA. RefSeq lists its product as uncharacterized. Bases 1 to 5526 code for a protein of 1841 amino acids. The transcript is spliced from 27 exons. The record is from RefSeq and is a predicted model, not a curated record. NCBI's taxonomy places the organism in Eukaryota, Metazoa, Arthropoda, Insecta, Hymenoptera, Braconidae.
AUGAAGAGCAAUGUCGAAAAUUUGUGUACGGUCGUCAUCCACAAUUUGACUGCCCCUUCUACAGGGUAUUUUUCCGCGGCGGCGCUUUGGAUCACGCGAGCUCAUCAUCAUCAUCAUCAUUAUACUCAGCUAGCUAGGGCGGACGCUGUUAUAAAAUCAAAAAUAACUGUCGCAGUCAGUGCGGUAAUGUCGAAGACGAACGACGGUUCGACGGGGUGCCGAUACUGGCGCACAGUGAUGCCGAGGCCGAGUGUAUUAUUUCUUUUUCUUCUUCUCGGUGUCUUUGUGAUUUUAUCUAACGGAAAUUACGGAGUAUACGGAGCUAAAAAUGUGCGCCAGGACGAACCUAGUGUCACGCGCAGUGGAAAGACUUCUUCUUCUCCAUCAUCAUCGUCAACUGGACACCAUCAAAAAGAAUCUGAACCGGUGAUUGAAGAGGUUACAGCAAAGCAGCUCGAACGUCUUCUUCAAGAAAAGGACUUUGUUGCUGUUUAUUGGUAUGCGAGAAGUUGCAUUACGUGUGAUAAAGUUUUAGCUGAACUCGAAAAAAUAGACGAUGAUACCGACACGUUUGGAGUUGAUUUUGUUAAAAUUAAUGACAAACGAUUAGCUAAACAAUAUGGGAUUAAAAAUUUCCCGGCACUCACGUACUUCCGGGAAAAAGAACCGAUCAUUUAUGAGGGUGACCUGAUGGACGAAGAAGGUGUCUUAGAUUUCCUCACAAGUCUAGAAGCCAUGGAUUUGCCUGAUCGAAUUGAGGAAGUAAAUGCCAAAAUUCUCAAUAAAAUUGUUGAAGAUACAGAAUUUGUAGCUGUACUAUUCUGUCCAAAUACGGAGCGGUGUGCUGGUGCUAGUUCUAACAAGCCAGACUGCAAGAAAUGCGCAAAAGCUCUAAUAGAAUUAGAAAACAUCGAUGAUGAAGCUGAUCAACUGGGUAUUGGUUUUGUAAAAAUUGCUGAUGAAGAACUUGCUGAAGAAUAUAAUUUAGGGCCAUUACCUAAAUUAGUUUACUAUCGUCAUCAAAUACCUAUUAUUUAUGAAAAUGAACUCAGCAAAGAAGAAGAUGUCUUAGAAUGGUUAGUAUCAAAUAAAAGUACUGGUGAUGAAGAAGAUGUAAUUGAAGACGUAACUGCUAAAACUCUAAAUACUUUGAUUGGAAAUAUGGAUAAUCUUGUUGUUCUUUUUUACGAUCAUGGCGAUGAUGACUCAAUGCAAGUACUUGCAGAACUUGAAAAAAUAGAUGAUGAUUUGGAUAAACAUGGGAUUCAAUUUGUUAAAAUAGAUGAUUCGAAAGCAGCUAAAGAUUUUGGAAUUGAUUCUGUACCAGCAAUUGUUUAUUUUGAAAAACAAAUACCAAAUGUUUACGAUGGCGAUGUUGAGAACGAAGAUGAAAUACUUGAAUGGUUACUAUCUCAAUUAGAAAAAGAUGAAAUUGAAGAUGUUACUGAUGAAAUGCUUGAUCGUUUGGUAAAAGAAGGCAAGACUAUCGCUGUACUGUUUUACGACAAUAACGACCGUAAAUCUCAACGAGUUUUAAAUGAAUUAGAAAAUAUUGACGACGAGUGUGAUCAACUGGGUGUUGUUUUUGUUAAAAUUGAUAACGCCGAUGAGGCCAAAGAGUAUGGAAUUGAAAAAAUGCCGGCUUUGAUUUACUUUGAAAAGGGAAUCCCAACUAUAUAUGAAGGUAAUCUUGAAGAUGAGCAAAAAGUUCUCAAGUGGCUGGAUGAACAACAAGCAUCCGAUCAAAUUGAAGAUAUUACUGAUGAAAUGCUCGAUAUGGUCAUCGAAAAAAUGCCUCAUGUUGCUGUUUUAUUUUAUGACAAAGAUCAGAAGAAAAGUCAAAAAGUAUUAACUGAGUUAGAGAAUAUUGAUGAUGAUUGUGAUCAACAUGACAUAGCAUUUGUAAAAAUAGAUGACGAUGAAGAAGCUAAAGAAUACGGCCUUGAUGAUCUCCCUACUUUGGUUCUAUUUGAAAAAGGAAUUCCACAUAUUUAUGAUGGUGAUCUGAUGAAUGAGGAUCAACUUCUUGGAUGGCUACUGCAUCAAAAAAAACACCGUGAAAUUCCUGAAGUAACAGACGAAAUGAUGGAGAAGCUAAUAGAAAACCAGCCCUUCCUUGCUGUAUUAUUUUAUGAAAAAGACGACAAGCAGAACAUAAGGAUUUUAAAUGAGUUGGAGAACAUCGAUGAUGAUCUCGAGAAAGAAGGAAUUGUUAUUAUUCGUAUUGACAAUGAAGCCGAAGCUAAAGAUUAUGGUAUCGAUCAUCUUCCCACUCUGGUAUACUUCGAGGACAAAAUUCCAGCUAUCUACGAAGGUGAUUUACUCAAUGAAGAUGAAGUACUUCAAUGGUUAAUCGAACAAAAAAAAACAGCUACCAUUGAAGAAGUUACUGAUGAAAUUCUGUCUGGUCUUAUUGAUGAACAUGAAUACGUCGUUGUUUAUUUCACUGGUCGUUGUGACGAAGGCGAUGAAUGUGAAACAGUUUUAAAAGAAUUGGAGAAUAUUGAUGACGAACUUGAUGAAACAGGAAUUAUUUUUGUAACAACUGAAGACACUGGAUUAGCUAAAAAACACAACAUUAAAAAAUUACCAGCAUUGGCUUUCUUUAGAAAUAAAGAGCCAUUACUUUAUGACGGAGAUCUUGAAGAUGAAGAUGAGGUACUGUCUUGGCUUACUGAUGAAAAUACACUUGAAAUACCCGGUAAAAUUGAAGAAGUUAAUAUUAAAAUGUUAGAAAAUAUUCUUGAUGAAAAUGACUACGUUGUUGUCUUCUUUUAUAAAGAAGGUGACAAAAAAAGUCAAAAGAUUCUUCAAGAGCUUGAAAAUAUUGAUGACGAGUGUGAAGAAGAAGACAUUGAUUUCGUUAAAAUUUCUGAUGAUAAUAUUGAAAAAGAAUAUGAUCUUCCUGGACUACCAGCGCUUGCUUUUUACCGUCAUAAAUUCCGUCAAAUUUACACUGGAGAUAUGAUGCACGAAGAGUCUAUUCUUGAAUGGAUUUUACAGCUCCGUCAUUCUACACCAGAUGUUAUUGAAAGUGUUGAUCGUAAAACACUUCAAGUUUUAAUCAACGAUGUUGAACAUCUAGCUGUUUUAUUUUAUGAUGAUGAUGAAAAAAAAUGUAGCACUUGCCGUCAAAUAUUAGAAGAACUUGAGACAAUAGACGACGAUACUGAUAAACAUGGAAUACAAUUCGUCAAAUCAAAAGACGCUAAAUUGGCUGCUGAAAUUGGAAUUUUUUCAUUUCCUGCUCUUGUUUAUUACGAAACUGGAGUACCCAUCAUGUAUGACGGUAAUAUUUUGGAUGAAUCAGAAGUAUUAGAAUGGAUGGUAAGGCAAAGAAACGACGCAAGUAUUGAAAAAAUAGAUCGGGAACAAUUGACAAAAUAUAUUGAAACCAAAGAAUUUUUAGCUGUAAUAUUUUAUAAAGAAGAAGAUCCAGAAAGUCCACGUGUACUACGACAUAUCGAAUUAAUUGAUGAUGAAGCUUCAGAGUAUGGAAUAAAAAUCGUCCAAAUGAGUGACCGUUUAAUGGCUAAAAAAUAUGGAUUUAGAAAUCCCCCGGGUAUCACUUACUUUCGUAAAGGGAAGUAUAUUAAUUAUGAUGGGGACAUUGAUGAUGAAGAGGAAAUACUUGAUUGGUUGACAAAUCCUGAAAAUAUGGAACUAACGGAUCAUAUCGAACGAAUAAACAAAAAAAUGUUCCAAAAAAUCCGCCAAACUUCGGAUUAUGUUGCAGUAUUUUUUUACAGUAAAGAGUGCAAACAAUGCAGUAAAGUAUUGACUGAAAUAGAGCAUAUUGAUGACGAAGCUGAUCAUGCUGGUAUUAAUUUUGUUAAAAUUGAUGAUAAACAAUUAGCUAAAGAAUAUGGAGUUUUUGCAUUACCUGCGAUACUAUUCUUUAGAAUGGGAUCUAAAGAACCGGUUAUUUAUGCAGGUGAUUUAUAUGAUGAAAAUGCAAUUCUCCAAUGGUUAAUGACGCAAAAAGAUCCAUCUGGAGAAAUGAUAGAGGCAUUGGAAGGUGAAGAUCUUCUUCACCUUAUUCGCGAGUCUACAUCAUUAGCCGUAUACUUUUGGAACAGAACGCUUUGUGACAUGUGCAAUUCAAAAGCGUUCCGCAAGCAGAUGCGGCACAAACAUCAUCAGGAGGUCAAGAAUACUGAACAAGUUGAAGUCCCGGAAGAAGCUGAUGACAGUGACGAUUGCGAGCAGUGCGCUGGGAUACUUGAAGAGUUAGAAAAUAUUGAUGACGAUUGUGAUCGACAUGGUAUUACUUUCGUUAAAACACAAGAUUUUAAAAUUGCUGAAGACUAUGGUGUAACAGAUUUUCCAGUACUCGUUUACUUUGAGUCUCAAAUUCCUAGUGUAUUUGAAGGAGAUCUAGCUGAAGAAGAAGAAGUUCUUCAAUGGCUUAUUACCCAAAGGACUGAAGAUAGAAUUGAAUUAAUAACUCGAGUGAUGUUAGAAGCUUCUGUUGAAGAUACUCAAUAUCUUGCAGUAUAUUUCUACAAAUUGAAUUGUCAUAUUUGUGAUGAAAUUUUGGAAGAACUCGAACGAAUAGACGAUGAAUGCGAUGUUUUUGGAAUUCAAAUGGUUAAAAUUCAUGAUCCUCAAUUAGCUAAAAGAUACUCAAUUAGAACAUUUCCAGCAUUGGUCUAUUUCAGAAAUGGAAAUCCCCUACUAUAUGAAGGCGAUUUACAAAAUGGAGAAUCAGUAUUGGAAUGGUUAAUUGACGAUGAUAAUCGUGAAUUAGCUGAUGAAAUCGAAUCUGUUAAUGAAAGAAUGUUAGAACGUCUUUUUAAUGAAUCACCAUUUUUAGCAGUUUUCUUUUACGAUGAAGAUUGUCCAGAGUGCGAUGAAAUAAUGGAAGCCCUGGAAAAAAUAGACGGUGAAGCUGAUCUAUUCGGUAUUGAUUUUGUUAAAAUAUCAAGUGCAGAGACAGCUGAAAAAUAUGGUAUUAUUAAUUUACCAUCAUUAACAUACUUCCGUAAAAAAACAGCUCUUAUAUAUGAUGGUGAUCUCACACAAGAAGAUAAAAUACUUGCUUGGCUAACUUCACAAGAUGUAUUUGAAAUUAAAAAUGAAAUUGAAGAAGUUAAUAAAAAAAUGCUUGAUAAAUUACUAGAUGAAAAUGAAUUUUUGGCCGUAUUCUUCUAUGAACACGACAAUAAAGAAAGUGCAGAAGUAGAUAAAAAAUUAGAAACAAUUGAUGGUGAAACAGAUAAUUUAGAUAUAACGUUUGUAAAAAUGGCGGAUCCACGUUACGCUCGAAAAUGGGGUGUAACUAAAUUACCAGCCAUUGUAUAUUUCCGAAAAAGAUUUCCAAGUAUUUAUCGAGGUGAUCUUCAUAAAGAAGAUGAAGUGCUUGAAUGGUUGAGAAAAAAUAGGUUUCGACAACCAGAAUUAAAUAUUUACAUGUACAUGCUGUUAGCGAUAACGUUAAUAUUUUUAAUGUACACAGGUUUUCUUUUAUCUUGUUUUCGAUCAGAUACAGCUCCUACACCUGCACCGCAUCCAAAACAAGCGUGAAAUUGAAUUUAUUUAAUUAUCAAAAAUAAUAUUUGCCAGCAGUAUUUGGUAACACGUGCAACAAAUACACGAAUGAUAUUCCAAAAUCCAGGAUUUUUAAUUCAUAUUAUUAUUAUGACCAUUAUUUUUAUGCUGUAAAGUGAUUCAAUAUUACGACCAUUUUUUUUUUUUGCAUAGCAGUAUCGUACAAGUGACUUUGAUUUGUACAUCAGAUAUAAUGACCACAAUCAAAUAGGUCAUGACAAAUAUUAAUUACAAAACUUUAAGCGAUAAAUAUUAUUUAAUCUAUAUAUACUGUCCACUCUGUUAAUAUAAAUAAAUAUAAUAUAAUAUAAUAUAAUAUAAUUACUACAGUCGGACCUCAUUAUAAGAUUAUCAACAUUAUUCCGUUUAAAUUUAAAAACUUUUAUUGCAACAUUAUUUUUAAAUGUUUUACUCACUUUAUGUCAUUAGUGACAUAAUUAUUUUAUUAAUAAUAAAAUCAUAUCAAUUCCCGAGUCAAAAUCUAAGGCAUACUUUGAACCUAAAUGAGCAUUGAAAACCUACAUUGGACUUUUUAGGACGUAAUCAUUGUAAAAGCUUGGAAUGGACCUACUUAGACUUACAAAGGCUCGAAUUGAACCUACAUAGACAUAAAUCGAGAAACGAACGUAACUAGAGUUAACAGAAGGGAAAGCUUGCAAAGAAUACUACAGAAAGGUAAAAUUGUGAAAGUCGCGGACUAUUGGAGAAUUGACGCAAGUGAUCCAGUCAUCUCACCAGUGGGCUAAUGACACCCAAGGGUGGAUUGGGUUUCACAGACAACCUGGGACUAACAGAGAGAUUUAAAAAAUUCUAAGGCUAGUAAGAAAUUGCUACAAUAAAAUCCAGCGAUCUUAUCAGUAGAUUAAUGACACAUAGAAGUGGAAUAUGACCUAGAAGCAUCCUGCCCUAGCGGAUCUGAAUUCCGCUAAAUUGUUGCCGCGACCGGUUACCCUCGGACCAAAUAACCCCGACACAAUAACCUAGAACAAAAUAGCCUCGUAACAAACUAACCUGAAAAAAUUCACAUAAAUCUAUAACGAUAAAAUUCGUACUUGAAGGUUAUUGAUGUUCAGGUUAUUUACCCGAUGAAAAAAGAUUUUAUACAAUUGUAUAGAAUUAUAUAUCAAUUAUAUAUGGACUAUAUAUAAUUGGAUAGAAAAAAUGGCCCGAUCCAAUUGUAUACAAUUCUAUAUAUUGCAAUUAUAUAGAAUUGUAUAUAAUUUGUAAAAAUUGUAUAUAAUUAUAUAGACUUGUAUACAAUUUGUAUAGAAUUGUAUACAAUUUCUAUACAGUUGUAUACAAUUGGAUCGGGCCAUUUUUUGUAUAUAAUUUUAUACAAUUUUAUAAAAUCUUUUUUCAUCGGGUUUAUAACAAAAUUAAUUUUUUUCCAGGUUGUUUUGUUCUACACAGUAAAAAAUAUUGUGUAUUUGUGUCGAAAACGGUUUGUGUUAAAAAUUUUAGUGUGUUAAACUAACACAAAGUUUGUGUCACCUUAUUUUGUAACAUAAAAAAUGUGUUAUGCACUCUUUAUUAACACAUUUUGUGUGUUACUGUGGAAUUCUUUGCGCCCUCUUGUGGCGAUAUUUCAACAUAAUCUUUGUAUUAAAAAGGGGUUACACAAAGUUUGUGUCGAAACUUCAACACAAAUUUCAUGUCAACCGUUUUUAACACACAAACUGUGUUGAUUUUACACAAUAUUUUUUACUGUGUAGGUUAUUUUGUCGAGGUUAUUUUGUCCGAAGGCAAUUUGUUACGGAACCGUUAAAUUACCGUAUUUUACGGCAAUUAUUCUGAAUAUCGUAAAUUACGGUAAAAUGCCGCAAUGUCACCAUAAAUUUGCCGUAGAGUACCGUUAAUUACCGUAUUUUGCGGUAAUUAUUCUGAAAUGGUGGUAAAGUAGGUAAUUUACCGUAAUUCAGAUCUGCCAGGGUGAGACUAACAGAGAGUCGAUUUAAAAAAUUUUAAGGCUAGUACAAAAUUGCUGCAAUGAAAUCCAGCGAUCUUAUCAGUAGAUUAAUGACACAUAGAAGUGAAAUAGGACCUAGAAGCAGCCUGCCCUAGCGAAUCCGAAUUCUUCUAAAUUAACGUAUUUUACGGCAAUUAUUCUGAGUACCGUAAAUUACGGUAAAAUGUCGCAAUGUUGUGGUAAUUUGCCGCGGGGUGCCGUAAUUUGUCGCAAAUUACCGAAUUUUGCGGUAAUUAUUCUGAAAUUGCGGUAAUUUAUCGUAAUUCAGAUCUGCCAGGGUGGGACUAACAGAGUCGAUUUAAAAAAUUCUGAGUUUUUCCGUUUCACGAUAUGUUGUAGGUCUAAUUCAUGCCUUUGUAAGUCUAAAUUGAUUCAUUUCAAGUUUUCACACUGAUCAUGUCUUAAAAAGUCUAAUGUAAAUUUUCAAUGCUCAUCAAAGUUCAAAGUAUGCCUUAAUUUUCGACUCAGGAAAUAUCAGAUAACUUAAAUGUAUAUUAUUGUUAUAUUAUUGUAUUAUAUUAUUUAAAAUAGUUUUAUAUAAAGGUCCAACUGUGUAUUGAUAGCGUAUUAAAUUGUUGCUAUUGUUGUUAUUGCUGAUAUUGUCGUUAUCUUAUAAUUGUUAUUAUAACAUAUGUACUUAUUAUCACACACACACCCACACAAACAUAGAAACACACUUAUUAUGAUGUUAAUUAAAAUAUUUAUAUCAAUAUAUAUAUAAAUUUUCACCCAUUGAAUCGUAUAAAAUAUAUAUUAAAGAGAAUUUUUAAUCUUCUUGGUAAGAUCUCUAUAAUUAGGCUUAAGUACAUUCAUCUAUUCCGUUUUAUUGUACACAUAUUUCCUCAUGAUGUCAUUAUAUAUAUAUGAUAUAUUCAAAUGAAUAUAAUAAAGAAUCGAAGGAACCUUUGGACCAA